AUGAGCCUCGACAUUACCAUCACGGGGUGGCAGACGCGCGAUGUGCGCUUUCCCACCUCGCUGGACAAGACCGGCUCUGAUGCCAUGAAUGCCGCCGGUGACUACUCCGCCGCUUACUGCAUUCUCGAGACCGAUUCCAAGUUCGCUGGACACGGCAUGACCUUCACCAUCGGCCGCGGAAACGAUAUUGUCUGCAAAGCCAUUGACUACCUCGUCGAGAGAGUCAAGGGCAAGAAGUUGUCGGAUCUUGUCUCGAACUGGGGCAAGACCUGGAGAUACCUCGUCAACGACAGCCAGCUGAGGUGGAUCGGCCCCGAGAAGGGUGUCAUCCACCUGGCCCUCGGCUCCGUCGUCAACGCUAUUUGGGACCUGUGGGCCAAGGUUCUUGGCAAGCCCGUCUGGCGUAUCGUCGCCGACAUGAGCCCCGAGGAGUUUGUUGCCUGCAUUGACUUCCGCUAUAUCACCGACGCCAUCACCCCCGAGGAGGCCAUCCAGCUCCUCAAGGAGCAGGAGCCUACCAAGGCCCAGCGCAUCAAGGACGCCGAGAACAGCCGCGCCGUCCCGGCUUACACCACGAGUGCGGGCUGGCUCGGCUACGGCGAGGACAAGAUGAAAGGCCUGCUGCAGGAGACCCUUGGCAAGGGAUACCGCCACUUCAAGCUCAAGGUCGGCAGCAGCGUCGAGCAGGACAAGAGACGUUUGAGCAUCGCCCGUGAGGUCAUUGGCUACGACAGCGGCAACAUCCUCAUGGUCGACGCCAACCAGGUCUGGUCUGUGCCCGAAGCCAUUGAGUACAUGAAGGAGCUCAAGGAGUUCAAGCCCUGGUUCAUCGAGGAGCCCACCUCUCCCGAUGACAUCCUUGGCCACAAGGCCAUCCGUGAGGCCCUGAAGCCCUACGGCAUCGGCGUUGCCACCGGCGAGAUGUGCCAGAACCGUGUCGUCUUCAAGCAGCUGCUCAUGUCUGGGGCCAUCGACAUCUGCCAGAUCGAUGCCUGCCGCAUGGGUGGUGUCAACGAGGUCCUCGCCGUCCUGCUGAUGGCCAAGAAGUACAACGUCCCAAUCGUGCCUCACUCCGGUGGUGUCGGUCUCCCCGAGUACACCCAGCAUCUGAGCACCAUCGACUACGUCGUCGUCAGCGGCAAGCUCUCCGUCCUGGAGUACGUCGACCACCUCCACGAGCACUUCCUCAACCCUUCCGUCAUCAAGGACGGAUACUACCAAACCCCUACCGAGCCUGGCUACAGUGUCGAGAUGAAGGCCGACAGCAUGGCCAAGUUCAGCUACCCUGGCAAGCCCGGCGUCAGCUGGUGGACCAGCGACGAGGCCAAGCCUAUCAUCGAGGGAGAGAAGAUCUAA
Molecule: messenger RNA, 1356 nt
Organism: Colletotrichum spaethianum
Lineage: Eukaryota; Fungi; Ascomycota; Sordariomycetes; Glomerellales; Glomerellaceae
Product: L-galactonate dehydratase
Exons: 2
Coding region: 1-1356 (451 amino acids)
Biological process (GO): amino acid catabolic process; carbohydrate catabolic process
Molecular function (GO): magnesium ion binding; L-fuconate dehydratase activity
Source: RefSeq, a predicted model, not a curated record